UCUUAAUCUGCUAAAUCUUCUCUCCCCACCCUUUCUCUGUCACAACUGGCGAACAGCCAUGGCACCCACCCACACCACACCGCCUCCAUGCUUCUAACAAGACCAUCUCUUUCUCUCUCGUCGAGUUUGCCUCUUCAAGGUGACCAUGCCGAAGAUCUAGAAGAUUCUCCUCCAAACUCUCCCAAUCAUUCCACUCUCAAGGUAUGGACAAUCUAUUUCUCUUUCUCUCUCCGUCUCUCUCUCUCUCUCUCUCUCUUAAGUCCACCAACACAAACCUUCUUGUGCCUCCUCCACCGUCACCCUCUGUUGCAACUCGGAAUCACUCCUCCAAACCCACCAAACACCAAUCAACUAGUCUCACUAUUUUUUCGCCAAGCAAACUCCCAACAUCUCCUAUACCCAUCUCUAUCUCUCUCUCUCUCUUUCUCCCUCUCCAUUGCUCUGCUUCUUACUCUCGCGAAUACACCACCACUCCACCUGCCUCCACGAAAUGCUCUCUCUAAUUCUCUCCUCCAUCGAUUUCUCUUUGUUUUAUUUUUUAAUUGUCAUAUAUAGUUUAGUUUUUCAUUGGAUUGAAUUAUGGGUUUGUAAUGGGUUGAAGUGAAAUUCUAUGGCUGAUUGACUGAAGUGGCAUCAUGGUGGCAGUGUAGAGAGGUGGUGGGUGUAAAUUUGUGGCAAUGGAAGAGACAUUGUGGGUUACCUUUUUGUGGUUUAUUUGGAUUUUGAAUUGACUGAAUUAAUUGGGUUAAAUCAUGUGUUGACUAUGUGCUGAAUUGAGAUUUUACAUCUAUUUUUUAUUU
Messenger RNA from Ilex paraguariensis (yerba mate), 800 nucleotides. Lineage: Eukaryota; Viridiplantae; Streptophyta; Magnoliopsida; Aquifoliales; Aquifoliaceae. The record is from the annotation of a GenBank genome assembly.